GUAAAAGCUGGUGACUCCCUAAUGAGCAUUGCCGCGCGCGUCGGCACUGUGACGCCGGCUCAACUUGCACGUUUUAAUCGACUGGGAAUGCUUGGUGCUACCCAUCCUCCUCUCUUUCCUGGUCAGAAACUGUACAUACCGAAUAAGGACGAAGUCAGUGCCCAGAAUGUCCGUCUGCGCCACCUGCCCGGGACGGCAACUCGCGUUCACUGCCUAUCCACCGGGUCGACGGAUCUCGCCUCACCCACCGGCAGAUCAGACCCCCUCAAAAUCGGGUCUGUCUCGUCGUCCAGGGCUUCAACCGUACCUUCCACGUCUCAACCGAGCGGCCGCGAGGCUGUCAUGGAGAAGUUGUUCGUCAAGAUCGACGCCAAACGCGUGCUUCAGCCUUCAAAGAACCGUUGGUCCCUUAGUCGACACAGAAUGAUUCGCGAAUACGUCGGUCAAUCGCGGUCCAGUCCAAACCCCUCAAAUGCCCAUCGCAGUGGUGUUGCUGCCUUCUGCAAUCUGGUUAUUCGCAGCCUUCCAAAACCGUCGUCUUUUUGCUUCGAAUACCGACUAUCUGCCGAACGUUGCCAAGUCGAUGGCGUGCUCAUCAUCACCCCAGACGCCGUCUGCUUCGACGCCACGGCGACGGCCAGCGCGUUGACGAGGGCAACAGCUGCCAGAAGAAGCAUCCACCCGCACUCUCCCGCCAACGACUCGUCACGGGGUGACGAAAUCGGGGAGGCCGGCUCACCGCGCGUCCACUCGCCUGCCCCCGAGCCCGUCCUGGAAGCGGCGGACCCUGUCCACGACGUGCUCGCCCUCUCCGUGUGCAUCCCCAUUGGAGCCGUCGUCUCGCUCAACACCCACGGGGACGUGAAUAAUCUCCUUUCUGGUUGUCGUUCAAAAGCCCCCAUAACCGCACCGUCGAAGGUGGAUCUUCCUGAUCCUGCUCAGGCGGCCGAUAUCCUCUCAGACAAGUCCAUUCCUACAUCCAAAGGUGGCGCCUCCAUUGCUGUUCUGCUGAUUUUCCUUCUUCUUCGUGUUCUGCUGAGUGCAUGCAACCUGUGCUUCGAGUUGGCUGGUGUGCUCGCUAUGGACGAAGCCGAGGGAGUUACGCCGAGGGGGAAUUCCAGCGAAGACCCAGACCAGAGGGAACGUCUUCACGAGGUGGAGGAGGAGGAGGAGGGGGAGGUCUUCAUUUCAAUCGGCGUCGACACCGAACGGAUCCUGUCCUCUGUUCCUCCCGUCUCCGCUUCCGACCAAACCACCCUCCACGAAGCUGCCUCCAGCAGUCUUCAUGUAUUUAAAAUUCCCCUUGACAAACUCGCCGAAAUCCAUGACAUCCUGGUGACCGCGACCAACUUGGCUGCCAGUCAGGUGGCAUCGCCGGAACAGGAGGAGAGUCGCAAGGCCCUUCUGAGCCCACGAAGGCGUGAAGUACACAACAUUAGGUCAAUCUUCUUCACCUGGACUGCCUAUUAUACUCUUGUGUUACCCGUUUCACAGGACCGAAAACGCCCACCAAGUAUGAUCGAAUCUGCUCUCGAAGAGAUGGCGUGUGACUCUAUCGAACUGACCCUCGUUGGCGGCACGAGCUCUAUUCUGGAUGAAGCGAUGCUGAAAGAUGUAAGUUGCUGCGCCCGGGGCUCUAGACGUUCACUAGACCUACUUCGGUAUCUCCUUAUUGAGGACGUAGAUACGCGAAUGAGACCUCAGCACGGUCGCCGCUGUUCCUCUGAUUACGAUUUCCAACACGAAUUCACAGUGAACCCACGUCGGCCAGGGUUGGCCAGGGGCCUGCCACCAAGUCGGCUGGGCAACACGAUGAAGCUGGUAUUCUCCACGGCGAGGGAUGGUUUCAGCCUGAACACGCUCUACCGCAAAACCCAGUUCAUCCAGGACGUGAACCUCCUCCUCAUUCGCGACUACCUCGGGUCCGUGUUCGGAGCCCUGCUCUCUGAGCGCAUGCACUGCAGCCAGCACUUCUACGGCACCGGAGAGAGUUGUGUUUUUCACUGGAGGAACGGUUUCAAGUGCUACAACUGGACAAAGAAGAACUACUUCUUCAUGCAAGGCUCCCACAACAGUUUCCUAAUCGGAGCUAAGAGCGGUCACAGCGCUAUUUGGUUCGACGGUGACCUCAAGUACGGCCGCAGCGAAGCCACCGACACCUUCGAUAACCCCGUUCUUUGCAGCAUACCGACCGCUAGCAAACUCAGGAUUCAGCGUGAAAAGAACAAGGCCAACUCACUUGUGCCCUCUCCCUCGACAAACUCUCUUCACGACACAACUAGCGUAGCCUUUGUUAUCGACGCUCUUGAGGUGUGGGAGAUGAUUGCGUGA
This is a messenger RNA of Mesocestoides corti, 2331 nucleotides long. NCBI's taxonomy places the organism in Eukaryota, Metazoa, Platyhelminthes, Cestoda, Cyclophyllidea, Mesocestoididae. The record is from the annotation of a GenBank genome assembly.